AUGGCUUCACCAAGUGCUGCCCGGAUCUCUGAGAUGUGGACUGACCCUGCUCCACGGCACCUGCGGACUAGUCUAACCCCACCCUGCCCGGCCUCUCGCAUCGAGUGGGGGUGCGGGGGUGUGGAGAGCCGGUGUUCGCCUGGGGGUGUCCGGACGACGCGGCCACCGCCACCCCUGACGCCCCGCUGGCGGGCAGCGAGCCAGCACAGGAAGGCUGCUGCAUACCUGCCCCUGCCUGGACAUUUGGAAAGACUUCGUUUGAGGAGCCGGGAGCAGGAGGCUGUUCACUGGCUCAGAACACAGUGGAGAAGAAUACGUGCCAGGAAGUUAGGAGUGAACACCAUUCUGCCCUGCCAAGACCAGUACUUUGUAGGAGGCCAGAACUAUAAUUGCCCGUAUUCCACUACAACGUCAGAAUCUGGUGUUGACGUUUCCACGGAUACUUGGGUCUCUUUCUGGGCUGCUGGUCUCCUGGACAACAGAGAGCCCCAACAAGCACCACAGGCACAGGAAUCAUCUAGUGACUUGAAUUUCCCCUUUCCUAACUCUUGUUCGUGGGAAGAGGCUCAGCUUUCCUCUCAGCUCUACAGAAACAAGCAGCUACAAGAUACUCUGGUGCAGAAGGAAGAAGAACUUGCUAGGUUACAUGAAGAGAAUAAUCACCUCAGACAAUACCUGAAUUCUGCUUUGGUGAAAUGUCUUGAGGAAAAAGCCAAGAAAUUGCUUUCAUCAGAUGAUUUCUCCAGAGCAUGUGGAAAAUUCAGAAAGGCGAAGAGGAAACCCAAAGAGCAACGAUAUUUUCCUCUGGAGACCCCCCAUCGCAAAAAUGCCAAGAGAAACCUCUCUAGUGAGUUUGCUAACUGUGAAGAACAACCUGCCCCUGCAGUGGACCCCUGGGUCCUUCAAACACUUGGGUUAAAAGACCUCAAUACCAUUGAUGACACCUUAUCAGCUAACUACAGUGCCCUCUCCCCGCAUCCCAAAAAAAUCACCCGGGCAUUUCCCCAGUUUUUAGAGAAUGCAGUUGAUUAUGGAAACGCCCCCACGGAGGAUAUGACAAUUGACUACGGGGGUGAGAGAACAACCCCUUCCCACAGCACUGCCAGCAACAGGGAAGAUUUUCACUUCCUUUCUCAACUUUCAAAUCCCCUGGGAGGGCUGCCAGCUCUUCCUCACUAUACUUCUGAUGUGUUGCCCAAUAAAACGGAGAUGGCUUUUUCCACAUCCCUGAGCCCUCACUGUAAUGUGAAAACUCAUUCCUUCCACCAGGGACAAGCCUUUGUCCGCCGAGAUGAGAAAGGAGGCUGGAAGUUUACCUGGGUCCCUAAGCAGUCUUAG
This is a messenger RNA of Phyllostomus hastatus (greater spear-nosed bat), 1338 nucleotides long. It is a transcript of the gene GMNC, whose product is annotated as geminin coiled-coil domain containing. The coding region runs from base 1 to 1338 and encodes 445 amino acids. The transcript has 6 exons. NCBI's taxonomy places the organism in Eukaryota, Metazoa, Chordata, Mammalia, Chiroptera, Phyllostomidae. The record is from RefSeq and is a predicted model, not a curated record. Gene Ontology annotation, cellular component: nucleus. Gene Ontology annotation, biological process: negative regulation of cell cycle; negative regulation of DNA replication.